Lasiosphaeria miniovina is the source of this 1320-nucleotide messenger RNA. RefSeq lists its product as uncharacterized. The record is from RefSeq and is a predicted model, not a curated record. Lineage: Eukaryota; Fungi; Ascomycota; Sordariomycetes; Sordariales; Lasiosphaeriaceae. Gene Ontology annotation, molecular function: mRNA binding. The transcript is spliced from 7 exons. Gene Ontology annotation, cellular component: ribonucleoprotein complex; nucleus; cytoplasm. Bases 1 to 1320 code for a protein of 439 amino acids.
AUGACUGGACAAGGCGCAUCUGUCGGAGGAUCAGUUUCGGGUUACGGUGGUGCGCCACAGCGAUCUUUCGAAGACAGAGCAGCUCACCGAGAGCAAGUCAUGAACAACAUCCGAGAGACGUCACAGCAGGACCGCCGAGUCUACGUCGGCAAUCUGUCGUACGACGUGAAAUGGCAUCAUCUCAAAGAUUUCAUGAGACAGGCUGGAGAGGUUCUCUACGCCGAUGUUUUGCUUCUUCCGAAUGGAAUGUCGAAGGUGGGCGCCUACAAAAUUGUGGAGUAUGCAACGAGAGAGCAAGCUCAAAACGCCGUUGCGACACUCAGCAAUCAAAACCUGAUGGGCCGACUUGUCUAUGUUCGCGAGGCAACCGAACCUCGAUUUGGCCCUCCGAGUGGCGCUGCCCGCGGCGGAUUCAACGGUAGCCCCGCGAUGGCUGGAGGCUAUGGCGGCGGCCCCGGUUUCAACCCCGGAAUGCCCGGCGGCGGCGGUGCUGGAGGAGGAGCAGGAGGAGCUGGCGGCGGCCGUCAGAUCUAUGUUUCCAACCUACCAUACACUGUCGGCUGGCAAGAUCUGAAGGAUCUAUUCCGGCAGGCCGCCCGUACGGGUGGCGUCAUUCGCGCCGAUGUUCACCUUGGACAAGACGGUCGACCCAAAGGCUCGGGUAUUGUGGUCUUCGAGACCCCAGACGAUGCGCGAAAUGCUAUUCAGCAAUUCAACGGCUAUGAUUGGCAAGGCCGUAUGCUUGAAGUCCGCGAAGAUCGCUUUGCCGGCGCUGGUGUCGGCGUUGGAGGAUAUGGCCGCGGCGGCUUUGGCGGCGCUGGUCGCGGAGCCUUCGGUGGCGGUGGCUUUGGUGGCCGUGGAGGAUUCGGCGGUGGCCGUGGAGGAUUUGGUUAUCAAGCUCGUGGUGGAUACGGAGGUGGAGGCGGCGGACCUGGAUUCGAAGCCCCGGGUGGUGGUGCUCCAGCGGCACCUAACCCAUUCACCGACUUCGCCACCUCGGGCACUGAGAGAUGCGAGAUCAUCUACGUCCGCAACCUCCCCUGGUCUACGAGCAAUGAUGAUCUUGUCGAGCUUUUCUCGACCAUUGGUAAGGUCGAGCAAGCGGAGAUUCAGUACGAACCAAGUGGCCGAUCCCGCGGUACCGGUGUGGUCAGGUUCGACAGUGUGGAAACGGCAGAAACGGCGAUCACCAAAUUCCAGGGAUACCAAUAUGGCGGACGUCCGCUUGGCCUGAGCUUUGUGAAAUACACCACGCCCGGUACUGGAGACAGCAUGGACACCGAUCCUCUUGUUGGCCUCACGCAAGACCAGAUCAUGUAG